CCUCCUCUUUCCCGUCAUCUCCAAACCAUAAACCCGACGCCUCCAACGCUAAUCCCUCGUUUUGCCCUCCGCCUGCGACAUUUCUCGCUUUCCGUGAAUCCUUCAUACCCUAAUCCCAUCAGAAGAACCCUAACUCUCGAUUCUAUCGUGGAGUCGUCGAAGAUGCCGAACCUUGAGUGCCGGAUGUACGAGGCCAAGUACCCGGAGGUGGACAUGGCUGUGAUGAUCCAGGUGAAGAACAUAGCGGACAUGGGCGCUUACGUGUCUCUCCUCGAGUACAACAACAUCGAGGGUAUGAUCCUCUUCUCCGAGCUCUCCCGCCUUCGCAUCCGUUCUGUCUCCUCCCUCAUCAAGGUCGGCCGCCAGGAGCCCGUCAUGGUCCUCCGCGUCGACCGCGACAAGGGAUACAUCGACCUCUCCAAGCGCCGCGUCUCCGUGGAGGAUAUUCAGGCCUGCGAGGAGCGGUACAACAAGAGCAAGCUCGUCCACUCCAUCAUGCGCCAUGUCGCGGAGACCCUGGACAUUGACCUCGAGGAGCUCUACAUCCACAUCGGGUGGCCCCUCUAUCGCAAGUACGGCCACGCUUUCGAGGCAUUCAAGAUAAUUGUGACGGAUCCGGACUCAGUUCUUGAUCCCCUGACUCGAGAAGCGAAGGAAGUUGGAGCAGAUGGGCAGGAGGUGACUAAGGUGGUACGUGCGGUGACGCCUGAGGUGAAAGAUGCUUUGGUCAGGAAUAUUAGGAGAAGGAUGACACUGCAGCCACUGGAGAUACGUGCUGAUAUAGAGAUGAAAUGCUUCCAGUUCGAUGGAGUUCUUCACAUUAAGGAAGCUAUGAGGAAAGCUGAAGCUGCAGGAAAUGAUGAUUGUCCCGUGAAGAUCAAGCUAGUUGCCCCUCCACUCUAUGUUCUCACUACUCAGACUCUCGAUAAGGAACAAGGCAUAUCAAUUCUGAAUAAUGCAAUUAAGGCUUGCACUGAAGAGAUAGAACGACACAAGGGAAAACUUACUCUGAAGGAGGCACCAAGAGCUGUGAGCGAACGAGAUGAUAAGCUACUCGCUGAACAUAUGGCAAAACUACAGUCUACUAACACGGAGGUCGACGGUGAUGAAGGUAGUGAGGAAGAGGUAGAUACAUGAAUGGGUGAAAUUGAUGUGGAGAACUCUGGUGUUGUCAUGUAAUGCCGAUUAAACAAAAUGGUCAAGUGGGCAGAUUAAGUUGGAAGAUUUUGCAUCCGAGUUUAGUGAUCUGUUGUAUUAAGCUUAUAUCCAAUGGUGGAAACUACCAUCUUCUGUUUUAUUUCUUGGAGUUGAUACUUGGAUUUUUUGACAUUGAACGAUACUAGCGUUGUACCAAUUUGAUUUGGGGAAGAACAUGGUAUUUGAGUUGUGUAAUAGCGAUGGGUUAGUUGGAUCCUCCAAUGUAAUUUGAGACUUUGUAAUCAUUUAUGUGGAACAGAUACAAAGGUUGAUCGAUCUUUAAGGUGAUCGAUUAGUCA
Molecule: messenger RNA, 1496 nt
Organism: Musa acuminata AAA Group (dessert banana)
Lineage: Eukaryota; Viridiplantae; Streptophyta; Magnoliopsida; Zingiberales; Musaceae
Product: eukaryotic translation initiation factor 2 subunit alpha homolog
Exons: 6
Coding region: 163-1137 (324 amino acids)
Biological process (GO): translational initiation
Cellular component (GO): eukaryotic translation initiation factor 2 complex; eukaryotic 48S preinitiation complex
Molecular function (GO): RNA binding; ribosome binding; translation initiation factor activity
Source: RefSeq, a predicted model, not a curated record